This is a messenger RNA of Pisolithus orientalis, 540 nucleotides long. RefSeq lists its product as uncharacterized. Bases 1 to 540 code for a protein of 179 amino acids. The record is from RefSeq and is a predicted model, not a curated record. The transcript is spliced from 3 exons. NCBI's taxonomy places the organism in Eukaryota, Fungi, Basidiomycota, Agaricomycetes, Boletales, Pisolithaceae.
AUGGCUACAGAUGUUGAGAUGCAAAGUGUAGAUGAAUUUCCUUUGAAACAGACUAGGCAUCCAAAGAAGCCCCAAAACUUCAUUCCUUCAGACCUAGCAUCUGAAGCACUCAUGCAAAGUGAUAUAGAAGAGCACAAAUACUUCAUGACCUGCAUUUGGCUCCAUGCCCUCUGCUUGCUCAAGAUUACUGACCACAGGUACCUGAACACUAUCAAAUGUUCACUUACCAAGGAGGAGGUGGAAGCAAAUGAACUGGACACACCUGGUUGCCUCAGGGUAACCCCAACCAAUUUUAUUCUAGACUGUGCUUGCAUGAAGGACACACCAUAUAAUCACAAAGCCUUUACUGUCUUUGCUGAGGAUUUCCUGGAUAAGAUCAAUAACCAUGGUUGGUACUCUUUGCAGACCAUCCCUGAACAGUAUUGUAAUUUUGACAUCAUCUAUGGGGCUUGUAAGCAAAAAUCUGGUGAAGGCCAGGGAGGACAUGAAGGUGAGAUUGCAGAAGUCUUCCCAUACUGCAUGGAAAGUUCAGGUGAGUAG